AUGAAAGACAGAGGCAAAUCUGCAGCUAUGAAAACCACUUAUGAUGAAAAGAACAAAUUUUCAGAUUUUAAUUACUCUGUUUCAUCAGAUAUGCUCUGUAUGAAACACCCAAAUUCAUCUCCUAUUGGGAUUUGCUCUUUUUGUCUGAAAGACAGAUUGAUGAAUUUAGUUUAUUCUGAUCAAUGUUUCUCUGAUGAUUAUAAUACUGAUAGAAGUUGUUAUUCUUCUUAUAGAAAUUCUUCUUCAGUUGAAGUUGGUAGUGUUGGGAGGAUCUCUUUUCUGUUAGAAAAUGAAAAACAGAGCAAAACAGAGCAAGUAGAAAAUCAGAAACAGAGGAAAACAGAGCAAAUAGGUAAUGGAAAACAGGGGAAAACAGAGCAAGUGAUUUUGUUGAGGAGCAACAGCAACAGUGUAGAAAUCAAGAAGAAUCGUAACGGGUUUUGGAAAAUCAAGAGAUUAUUCAAGAAAAAUAGAAAAAUGGGUGAUGAAAAAAGUGAUAUUUCAGUCCCUAUAGGAGGAGUUUGUUCAAGAUCAAGAUCACUUUGCAGUUUCAGAAAUGGUGAUGAUGGUGGAAGUGAAAAUUACAGAUUUUCAAGUGCAAAAAUUUCUGAUGUAACAGGUGGUUUGUUCUUUGAUUAUUCUGAUAAUAUUGAGCAAAGAAAGUGUGAAAAUAGUGGUGAUUUCAAGAAUCCGAGGAAAAAAAUUCCUAAUUCAGAACUAUGUUGCUCAGACUCAUGUCGGAUUGUCAAAAAACGUGCUACUUUUGGAGGAUCAGACAUGCAUCAGGCUACGUUUUUUAAGAGUCCAAGCAAUAUAAAUUCAGAUAGGGGAAAUUUUUUCCAAGGUAAAGAAAGUGAUUUUACUACUACUAGUACUACAAUGGAUGAUGAUGAUGAUGAUUCAGGUUUCAUAGAUUUGAAACUUGAUUUAUCAUCAUCAUUAAUAUCAGAGCCAAAAUUAGAAGUUUUUUCUGGUAAAAGAUUAAGUAAUUGUUCAGAUUUUGGCUAUGAUUAUGCAAAUUCAAUGGGGAAUUUGAGAGGUGGAUCUUGUAGAAUGAUGGAUGAGUAUGACAGAAGGAUGAAAAGAGGUAAUAGAGGAAAAGGAAACAAAGUGUGGAAAUGGAUUUUCAGGAAAAGUAGUACAAGCAAAAGGGAUGAAAUUAAUAGUAAUUUGAUUAUUAAGUCUUGA
Messenger RNA from Lycium barbarum (goji berry), 1188 nucleotides. RefSeq lists its product as uncharacterized. Bases 1 to 1188 code for a protein of 395 amino acids. Lineage: Eukaryota; Viridiplantae; Streptophyta; Magnoliopsida; Solanales; Solanaceae. The record is from RefSeq and is a predicted model, not a curated record. The transcript has a single exon.